AUGGCAAUGGGAGGAUACCUAGCCGCUCCGGCCUAUGGUCAUGGAUACGUCAGAGGAGAUUCAGCUGUCACUUAUAGUUAUGAUAACCAGCGAGCUGCUCCCUAUGGUGGAUACUAUGGUUACGGCUACCCUAGACAUGGUUAUGGACAUGGAUACGGCUAUGGUGGAUACGGUUACCCUGGAAGCUACGGUGGAUAUUAUGGUGGUCACCUUGGUGGACUAGCUGGCUACGGUUAUGGCCAUGGUUUGGGCUACGGAUAUGGUUAUGGUCAUGGAUAUCAUUAA
Messenger RNA from Limulus polyphemus (Atlantic horseshoe crab), 285 nucleotides. RefSeq names its product keratin-associated protein 19-2-like. The coding region runs from base 1 to 285 and encodes 94 amino acids. NCBI's taxonomy places the organism in Eukaryota, Metazoa, Arthropoda, Merostomata, Xiphosura, Limulidae. The transcript has a single exon. The record is from RefSeq and is a predicted model, not a curated record.